Messenger RNA from Corythoichthys intestinalis (scribbled pipefish), 4089 nucleotides. RefSeq names its product crooked neck pre-mRNA splicing factor 1 (gene crnkl1). The transcript is spliced from 13 exons. Gene Ontology annotation, molecular function: protein binding. The record is from RefSeq and is a predicted model, not a curated record. Gene Ontology annotation, biological process: mRNA splicing, via spliceosome; spliceosomal complex assembly. Lineage: Eukaryota; Metazoa; Chordata; Actinopteri; Syngnathiformes; Syngnathidae. The coding region runs from base 121 to 2346 and encodes 741 amino acids. Gene Ontology annotation, cellular component: U2-type catalytic step 2 spliceosome; Prp19 complex; post-mRNA release spliceosomal complex.
GAUAUCUAUGUCGCAAACAACAAGACGCAAAGCACGCUGAGAAGCGUGGCUUGAUUACACUAAACGUUUGCGGCUGUCGAACCAAAUAAUCGACUAGUUUCUCCAAUUUUGGCUGCCAAAAUGGCUUCAACGGCAGCCGGCAAGCAGCGAAUCCCGAAGGUGGCGAAGGUAAAAAAUAAAGCUCCGGCGGAGGUGCAAAUCACCGCCGAACAGCUUCUCAGGGAGGCCAAAGAACGAGAGCUAGAACUUUUGCCGCCGCCGCCAAAACAAAAAAUCACCGACAAGGAGGAACUCAACGACUACAAGCUAAGGAAGAGAAAGGCGUUUGAAGACAACAUCCGAAAGAACCGUACUAUCAUCAGCAAUUGGAUAAAAUACGCACAAUGGGAAGAAAGCCUGACAGAAGUCCAGAGGGCGCGCUCUAUUUACGAGCGCGCGCUGGACGUGGACCACCGCAACGUGACCCUGUGGCUGAAGUACGCCGAGAUGGAGAUGAAGAGUCGGCAGGUCAACCACGCCCGCAAUAUCUGGGACCGGGCCAUCACCAUCCUGCCCCGCGUCAACCAGUUCUGGUACAAGUACACGUACAUGGAGGAGACACUGGGUAACGUGGCGGGCUGCAGGCAGGCCUUCGAGCGCUGGAUGGAAUGGGAGCCCGAAGAGCAGGCCUGGCACUCCUACAUCAACUUCGAGCUGCGCUACAAAGAAGUGGACAAAGCUCGCAGCAUCUACGAACGUUUUGUCAUGGUGCACCCCGAGGUCAAGAACUGGAUCAAGUACGCGCGCUUCGAGGAGAAGCACGGCUACAUCGCGCACAGCAGGAAGGUUUUCGAGCGCGCCGCCGAGUUCUUCGGCGAGGAGCACAUCGACGAGAACCUCUUUGUGGCUUUUGCGCGCUUUGAGGAAACGCAAAAAGAGUUUGAGCGCGUGCGCGUCAUCUACAAGUAUGCGUUGGACCGCAUCCCCAAGCAGCAGGCCCAGGAGCUCUUCAAGAACUACACCAUGUUCGAGAAGAAAUUCGGAGACCGGCGGGGAAUCGAGGACGUCAUCGUCAACAAAAGGAGGUUCCAGUACGAGGAGGAAGUCAAGGCCAACCCGCACAACUACGACGCCUGGUUCGAUUAUCUGCGACUGGUGGAGAGCGACGCCGACCCCGACACGGUGCGGGAGGUGUACGAGCGCGCCAUCGCCAACGUGCCGCCCAUCCGGGAAAAGCGCCACUGGCGCCGAUACAUCUACUUGUGGAUCAACUACGCCCUCUACGAAGAACUGGAGGCCAUGGACGUGGAUAGGACAAGGCAGGUGUACGAGGCCUGCUUGGAUCUGAUUCCUCACAAAAAGUUCACUUUUGCCAAGAUCUGGCUGCUGUCCAGUCAGUUUGAAAUCAGACAGAAGAACCUGCAACGCGCCAGGAAGAUCAUGGGCACGGCCAUCGGCAAAUGCCCCAAGAACAAACUCCUCAAGGGCUACAUCGAGUUGGAGCUUCAGCUGCGCGAGUUCGACCGCUGUCGCAAGCUCUACGAGAAGUAUUUGGAGUUCGGGCCGGAGAACUGCACCACUUGGAUCAAGUUCGCCGAGCUGGAGACCAUCCUGGGCGACGUGGACCGCGCCCGCGCCAUCUUCGAGCUGGCCAUCUCGCAGCCGCGCCUCGACAUGCCCGAGGUUCUGUGGAAGUCCUACAUCGACUUUGAGAUCGAGCAGGAGGAGUUCGGGAACACCCGGAACCUUUACAAAAGGCUGCUGCAGCGGACCCAGCACGUCAAGGUUUGGAUCAGUUACGCCAAGUUCGAGUUGUCGCUGGAAGGCGAGGAGCGCGUGCGCAAGUCCCGGCAGAUCUUCGAGGAGGCCAACAAGAGCUUGAGAAGCUGCCAGGAGAAGGAGGAGCGCCUCAUGCUGCUGGAGUCCUGGAGGGACUUUGAGGCCCAGUUCGGCUCCGACGCCUGCAGGGAGCGCGUGGCCAAGCUGCUGCCCGAGAAGGUCAAGAAGAGGAGGAAGCUUACCGCCGAGGACGGGUCGGACGCCGGCUGGGAGGAAUACUACGACUACAUUUUCCCAGAAGAUGCCGCCAACCAGCCCAACCUUAAACUCCUGGCCAUGGCUAAGAUGUGGAAAAAACAGCAGCAGCGGACGGCGGAAGAACCGGACGUUCCGGAAAAUGCCCCGAUGGCCGCCGAGGCCGCUUCCGGAGACGUGCCGGAGGAGAGCAAUGUGACUCAAGACGAGAAUACUUAUGACGACAGAGAUGACAGUAGUAGUAGUAGUAGUAGUAGCAGCAGCAGUAGCGAGCAGGAAGAGGAUGAAGACAAAAAUAAGGAAAAGAGCGUAAGCCAAGAUGACCAUCGUUGACCAGACUUGCUUUCAAAAUCACAUCAACGAGACUCAAACUAAGGACACACGUCAACAACCUUCCUGUUGCCGAAACUGCUUUAAUGUCCCUUGAUAAAUGAUUAUUGACAGCCCUAGAUGUCCAGUUCAUUUGGACGCCUAGUGCCAUAAAUGACAGCCAUGGACAACAAUAGACGUCCAAUUCAUUUAAACUGGGAGGGUUCGUGUUUAGUUGAUAUUUUUUUUUUGUACCCUUGUUUAAAAUGUAAAAAUUAAAGUAUCAGUGGUUUUCAACCUUUUCUGACUCUUGGCACAGUUUUACAUUGGGAAAAAUCUUGCGGCACAUCACAAAUGAAAAAUGUUCCAAAAUCACUUUCCUUACAGUACACUUAAUUAUAACGUUUCUCAAUAUUUAUGCUCAACAUAUAGCUUACUUUCAGCAACUUGGCCGAGGUCAAGGGCUUAUGCUACACUGUUGCCUCUUUUCUUCCCUCGUGGAAAACGAGGGUUGUGGAUUUUGCCACCUUGGUGUCAAAGGGGCUCUUGGAGUCUUGUCAGUCGUGUUAUCAGUUGGAUAUCGGGCAUUCUCCGGUGCUCCUUGUGUUGGGACAGAACGUCCCACCGUUAGUUCUGGGCUGUCCGGGAGAACUGAUUGUGGGAGUUAGUGGUGCAGACGUGGGCUUGUAGAUGUCUUGCCUUGUCAGCGUCAAUCUUGCUCAGCCAGUUGCAUGACGCACACGGGCUUCCGUGUUAAGAAGGCAUCAUGUAUCUCUUAUGCCCUAUAUUCUGCUUGUUUUCCUCAAACUAUGAUAUAAGUGCUAGUCUUUUUGAAGGCUCUCGCGGGUGGGCUGUGGGCAGAAGAAGGGCGUGCUUGGGCGUUGUGUGCGUUUAUUGUGUGUUUGUGGAUUGGACAGCAAGAUUCGGGAGUUACUGUUGUCCGGGCAACGAGGGUUGUGGAUUUUGCUAACUCCGCGUCAAAGGGCCUCUUGGAGUCUUGUCAGUCAUGUUAUCAGUUGGAUAUGGGCCGUUCUCGGGUGUUGGGACAGAGUGUCCCGCCAUUUGUUCUGGACUAUUUGGGAGAACUGAUUGCGAGAGUUGGUGCAUCAAUCAUCAUGAUCCACACGUUGGGCUUCCGUGAUAAGGCGUUGUCUCUUUCAUACCCUACAUUCUGCUUGUUUUCCUAAACUAUGGGAUGUGUUAUUUUAUAUUAGGUGUGUUAGAGUAAUAUGAACAGUCGAUCGGUAAAUACGAGAAUACUAUUUCCUGAUUGAUUUGUGUUAGAAUAAUGCAAACAGUUAAGACUGUGCCUACGUCAGAUCACCUUCACCCCCUAUUAAUCGGCCCUGUGUCCCGUCAAUAUAUUAUAAAGUCUAUGAAACCGGAGCCAGCCCAAUGUUAUUGGAAAAAUAGCGAUAUUUGAUCAUUUUACGCGGCACAACUGAUGAUCUCUCAGAGCAUGCAGGUUAAAAAACACUGGAUUAAACAAAUUUUUGAAUCUUUUUCUUUUAAAAAUAUAUUAUUUGAAAUGUUUUUUUUAAGUUUGAAAAUAAAGGAAAUAUUUCUGAAUUAUUUCCUUUAUUUUUCUUAAAGAUUUACUUUUCACACUUUGGACAUCGAUCGCCGUCAAUGGCAGCUAAAAUAUGAUCAUUCACAUCGAGCCUUCCCGAUUCAAAUAAAUUGAGGUCAUUCCGGUUGUAUUUAUGACUGUUUAUUUUUUCAAAAGUUUAUUGAGAAUGUACAACGAUUAAAGAUUUUCCUCUGUGA